UUCUUGGGAAUUCCAGGUGUCAGAAAACCCAUAUCAAAUCUGGGUGAGUGCCCCACCUCCACUAGCUCUCUCUCCUCCUUCCUCCUUCCUCCUUCCUCCUACCUCUGAAGGCCAGCUGUUUAAGCUGUCUGUACGGCUGGGGUCCUUACCAAUUUCUUUCCUUUCCUUUCCAUUGAGCAAACUACAAAGCAUUUGGCUUCCCUUCCUUCUAGUUGUUGCUGUUGCAGUUUGAUCGUUUUCGGUCAACGCGAUUCAUUCAUUCGGUCCAAGUCAUAUUUAUGAAUAAUAAAAUUUAGCCUUCUCUGUUCUUGGGUUAGAUUGGCUUUAAGGGACUGAUUCCCCAAUUCCACCACCAAUAAUUUAGUUGAUUUGUUGUUUUGGUAAUUAACGACGAAGAGGAGGCCCACCGCUGGGUUUUGGUGGGCUUCGUCGGAACCAAUAAAAAACCCAUAUAUUGAAGGGGAGGGAGGGGUUGUUCAAGAUCCUUACUUUUGCCUUGUACAAUUUUUUUCUUAAUUUUUUUUCUUGUUGGGGAAGGAACAAGUGGAGACAAUUUCCUCCCAAAACAUCAAAUGUUUGAUGUUUCUCCACCAUUGAAUUUGAGCGUGCUUAUAAAUUUGUAAUGCUACUUUACUUGUUGAUAACUUGCCUCUCCUUUCUCUUUUUCAAGACUCUUCCUCUCAAACCCCUCCCACCAUGGGCUUCUGAGACUCCCUUGUUGUCGCUCUUCUUCUGGAAAGAUUUCUCCUUCUUUGCCCUCUCCAAGUUCACGAAUCAAGGCCUUUCGAUUCUCUUUCGCCCUCGAAUUCCUUCCAGAAUGUCCCUCGUCAGGAGAACUCUAUCCCUUUCUUCUUCCAAAGUUGAGAAUGUUGAUGACACGCCGGAGAUGUCCGUGUUGGACUUGCCGGAAUUGGUGUUGGAAUGCAUUCUCGACAAGCUUCCUCCCGAAGCGCUUUUUCGAAUGACGGGUGUUUGUUCUUCUUUGAGGGAGAGAUGCAGGAGUGAUCACCUUUGGGAGAAGCACAUGAAGAUGAAAUGGGGCAGAGUGAUUGGUCCUGCUGCCUACAGGGAGUGGCAGUGGCAUAUUGCUUCAAAAACCGAUUUGAUUGAUGUGAAGCAGGGAAAGCAGAAGGGCCUCAUGAGAAUUCUAUCUCUUGGUUGGCCUUUCUCAUGGAUUAGAUCCAAGGUUGAUGAUCAUGGCAGCAAGCAGAGGUCUUCCUUGCCAGCUGAUUCCAUCAUGGCUUGGUACCUUGCACUCGAGACUGGCAGGUUCUGGUUCCCUGCUCAAGUCUAUAACCGCGAGAAUGGGCAUGUUGGUUUUGUGUUGUCAUGCUAUGAUGCUGAGCUUAGCUAUGAUCCCCGCACUGACACCUUCCAAGCCAGGUAUCCGCCACACGGGAGGAGAGCGGUUGCGAUUGAGAAGGGUGUGUCGUGGGAAAGGCUUAGAGCACCGCCGGUUGACACUCCGCCUCAUGAUCUUCACGUCUCCGACUGUUUGAAUGAGUUACGGCCUGGUGACCAUAUUGAGAUUCAGUGGAGAAGAAACAAAGAGUUUCCUUAUGGUUGGUGGUAUGGCGUAGUAGGUCACCUCGAAUCAUGUGAUGGAAAUGAAAAUUACUGCCUUUGUCAUAAUAGUGGCACAGUGGUGCUGGAGUUCAACCAGUACACACAUGGUUCAAGGUGGAGAUGCACAAACAUCAGCAGAAGAGAUCAUCGAGAGGAGGGGAAUGAGGCAGAUGGGUUUUAUGGGGGCAUCAGGAAGCUCAGAAGCAAGCAGGAGAUUUCCAUGUGGAAGCUUAUUUGGCCUACCCAAGUCUUGGAAUAGUAUAAUAUUUAUAUGCAACUAUUAAUCCACUUGCAUUACGUGCACAUAAGCAAGUGGAUAUCUGAAGCUACAAGUUUGGCAUCAGAUUCAAUGGCAUUGCCUCCAAUCAUUGUGGAUUGGGGAGGAGGCGGCCGUGGUCUUUAGCUAUUUUGUUCCCAUUUUAUUUUUCUAUUUUUUCGUCGGAUGGAUUCUGAUCCCUGUACAUCGCCUCCAAUUCAUGUAACAUAACUUAUCCCACGGUUUGUAAAAGUGUAGUUGAUCAAUAUUCAAAAUGGUAAUGCAGUUGCAAUUUCUCA
Molecule: messenger RNA, 2121 nt
Organism: Pyrus x bretschneideri (Chinese white pear)
Lineage: Eukaryota; Viridiplantae; Streptophyta; Magnoliopsida; Rosales; Rosaceae
Product: F-box protein At2g26850
Exons: 5
Coding region: 623-1825 (400 amino acids)
Molecular function (GO): protein binding
Source: RefSeq, a predicted model, not a curated record